AUGCCCGUCGAUCGUCUUCAGUGGGACGUGAUGAUCAGCAUCCUAAUCGUAGCUCCCGGUAGCUUCAGGCCUGCAACAGUCAUAGGGGCAGGAGUGACUAUGAGCAAUGCAAAGCGGAGAUCGGCCAUGGCCAGACGGCAGACUCCUCUUCUCCAGCCCCUGCUGGCAAAGCUGUGCACCUGGGAGUAA
This is a messenger RNA of Penicillium verhagenii, 189 nucleotides long. RefSeq lists its product as uncharacterized. The coding region runs from base 1 to 189 and encodes 62 amino acids. The transcript is spliced from 2 exons. NCBI's taxonomy places the organism in Eukaryota, Fungi, Ascomycota, Eurotiomycetes, Eurotiales, Aspergillaceae. The record is from RefSeq and is a predicted model, not a curated record.